CAGUUUCCGCCGCACUGCCUCUCUUCACGACGGUAUUCUUGCUCAACAGAAUCCAUUGGCGUGCCAUAUUUAUAUCUUUUAUCAAUUACUUCUUUCUGGAUUUGCUCACGCAUCAUCUACAUUCAUAUCUGAAUGCAUACAUACAUACACACACCACAAUCACAUACAUAUACAUCUUUCAUCUUUGUAGUUUUAUUGACAAUCUUCUUCAAUUAGUUGUGGGUUUUUGAUUUCUGGGCUUUUGUCUAUAGUUGAUUUGGAAUCAUAGAUUCUUCUUUUAGACUAAACUAUGUUGGUAUAUAUACCCAGCGUUUUGUUCAAGCAAUUCUCAUUAAUCGGUCAUGUUUUCCAUUAGGUUAAUUUAGAUACUCUGAUUGUGUUAGUUGUCAUUUAUUCUUUGGUUCCAUCAUACAAUCAAUUUUCGAAUUCUAAUUUGGUUACGUAGAUAGUUUUUAAAACAAUGUUGCGAUUGUUUCCGGCCGCCGUGGAUCGGAGAUCGGUACCUGAUGGUGAAGAAAUCUCGUUGAGUUCCGUCCGUGAAGAUGACAUCCAUCAAUUUACAGAAGAAGACUCUGUUUCUGGGGAGAGUUCAGAAGAUGAGGGUGAUUCUUCGUCUGUUUCUGAUUGUGAAAGUGUUACUUCUGCAAAACGAAGCAUCGAACACACCAGAAUCCAAGCAGAUGGGUUGGUUCGAUUGGAUGAGAGCGAUAAAUUGCAUGGAAUAAUUGGGAAAAAGUUCAUAUCUAGAUUGAGUGUUCAUGGGGUUAAUGCUCAAGUUCAAUACAUUCAUAGGAAUCUGUUCAAUGCUGGUUCAAUCUCUCUAGCUAGGCUCAGGAGCUUCCAAAUUUUCACAAAAGCUGUGGAGAAGAAAAAUGGAGGUGAUGCUAACAUCAAGUAUGGUUGGUUUGGUGCUUCAAAAGAUGAAAUCAAAAAGAUUAUUCUUCACGGAUUUGGACAUGAUAACAUUAAGAACAGUGGUUUAUUUGGUCAUGCUGUUGUUCUUUCUGCUGAUCAUUCUCCUCUUGAAAGUAUGGAGUCUGCAAGUCUUGAUGAUGAUGGAAUAAGACACAUUUUGCUUUGCCGUGUUAUAUUGGGUAAAACGGAGCUUGUGAAUCCAUUUUCAACCCAAUGCCAUCCGAGUUCUGAGGAUUUCCAGUCGGGUGUUGAUAACUUGGCGUCUCCGAAGAAGUUUGUCGUGUGGAGCAGUCAGAUGAACACUCAUAUAUUGCCCGAAUUCGUCAUAAGCUUCAAGACACUAUCCACCAUAAACAGUGAGUCGAGGCCUCAACUAGAUGGAGUUCAUCUUCGGAAACCCGUUUCUCCUUGGAUCCCGAUUCCAGAUCUCAUUGCAGCACUUUCCAAGCUUUUGCCUCCUGAAUCCAUGAAGGAAAUCACAAAGUAUCGCCGUAGUUACAUUGAGCAUAAGAUAUCUAGACGCGAUAUGAUACAAGGAAUCCGAGAAUUCACUGGAGACAGACUGUUGCUGAUGGUCCUAAAAGAUUUCACAGAGCAGCGACGACAUGGCCUUGGUGGGAAAUUUGAGUCGAGAUCCGAUCUAUUCAAGUAAAGGUCGCGGGAAGUGCUAGUUUGCAGGUGGGAAUAAAACGAAAACCGAAAGGAGACUCAAGGGAUUCUGUCUUAGAUGUGGUAGGUUACGUUAUAAAUGUACCCCAUACAAUUCGAUGAAUUAUAGGGAUAUGGAGUUCAAGAUUUUAUCGUUUUGGAUGCAAUCAAGCAAUGGAUCUCUGAUAUAAAAUCUUUGCCUUUUUCGAUCUUGGCCUCUUUCGUUGCAAUCAAAAAAUGCAUCUUUCAUGUGAAAUCUUUCGUUCCAUGCCCUCUUUCGUUGGAACUGGGUACAACACUCGGAUGUCAUGUAGUACGAGGAAUGUUGAAAUAAAAACCGUACAUAUUUUGAGGAUCU
Cynara cardunculus var. scolymus (artichoke) is the source of this 1921-nucleotide messenger RNA. Its product is annotated as probable inactive poly [ADP-ribose] polymerase SRO5. Bases 461 to 1567 code for a protein of 368 amino acids. Lineage: Eukaryota; Viridiplantae; Streptophyta; Magnoliopsida; Asterales; Asteraceae. The record is from RefSeq and is a predicted model, not a curated record. The transcript has 5 exons. Gene Ontology annotation, molecular function: NAD+ poly-ADP-ribosyltransferase activity.